AACACUCAGUUACCCUUUUGUCUGAAACUGACUCCCAAAGCGGUUGGCUGCGCUUUUCUAUUUCCCGUUUAAGUACGAGAUUUCGAUGAUUCUUUAUGUUGUCAACAAACUGCAGGGCAUAGAAUGAUGCAUAUUUACUUGCAUAAAAAAAUCCGACGAAUUUCGACGCCGACCGCACUGUUUACAGCAAAUUUGCAGGCGAGACGAAGCUAAAGGACAAGCGACAAUAUAUUGAAACUGACGAUACUUUAAUACAAAACGAGGCUCCUUAAGAAAUGACAUGUAAGCGUAUUGGUCUUGGGUUCGUUAUGCUUGAAUAUUCUGUAUUUACUGAGAUCCAAUCGAAACGGUUUGCCAAUGCUGGGGGCAAGCAGAAAAAUCUACCUGUUUCAACAAUAAGGUGGCUGAAGCUUCGCCUAAAAAUUUUUUUAACCCGUAGUACGUUGUUGUUUGUAAUGUAAUUGAUCGUGCACU
Molecule: messenger RNA, 474 nt
Organism: Plasmopara halstedii
Lineage: Eukaryota; Oomycota; Peronosporomycetes; Peronosporales; Peronosporaceae
Exons: 1
Coding region: 276-461 (61 amino acids)
Source: RefSeq, a predicted model, not a curated record